AUGCCACCACCGACGCAACCAAGAGCUGAUCGGACGCAAGCCAACGGCGCCAACCGUUCGCGCAUGUACAGCCUCGCAGGACAUGCUCAUUCCUCCGGCUCCUUGCUCCCUAGGUCGACUGAUGUUCAUGCCGCUUCGACAUCCGCAGCCACAUCUGCUACUGCGAUCAACAUGGCCAACAACAGGGCAGUGGAUGCCUCUGAUGCGCCCUAUCUUACAAAUCUCGAAUCUCACUUUGGCAGGGUUACACUUACAGCUCCAGACAAUCUCUUAAGGAGGCAGGCAGCCAAGGAGAAGAAGCACAAGCUCCGACAGAAGAAGGCACAGAACGCACAAGCAGCAGCUGCAGCGCUAGCAGGAGCUACUCAGAAUGCCCUCACAUCAAGUGUUGGCCGCAACGCUGCAGCUUCGUCAUCCAACUUGUUGGACUCGAGUCGUCGCUAUCACACCACGCUCGAUGACGCUCCAGUGGGCACCGGCUUGCUUCUUCCAUCACCAGCGCAGCACACGGCCAUGCGAAGAGCUUACAGCGGCAACCAGACUCCAACCUUGGCCUCCACCUCGCAUCUGCAGACACCACCUUCCACGACCACCACACGGCAGAGGCGAACAAGACAGUCUGCGGCAGCAAGACAAGAAUCGAGCAGACCUGCUUCCAGAGCCAGCCGGAUCACAUCUCUACAUCGCCAAAACGUCUGGAACGACAUCACAGAAGCAGACACGGACGACCUUCCUCCACCCUUCCCAGAAGGUGCACCUCGACCUCCAACACCUCCACUUGCCCCAACUCACGCUGAAGCAGCAAACGACGCUCAGUUGAUUGGUUCACAGCCACAUGCUCGCAUUCCAACCAGUCCACCACCACCCUUCGUGAGCGAUGAUGAACAUGACUCUCCGCCCAGAGAGUCGCAAGAAGAAACCACUGUCAGUCGACCAUCGAGUCGCGCCUCGACUGGCUCGGCCUCUGCUACCAGCGGGGACGAAAGUGUCGAGUUGACGGAGGAGAGGCGGGCAUGGGAGGCAGACAUCCAGAACGGACUCAGCUUUGAGGUGAGGAUGCUCAGAGAGCAGCAGCGUAGAGUGGCAAGAGAACGGGCUGCUGCGCUGAGAGCAAGGGAGAUGGAAGAGCAAUACGAGAGCGCAGAAGAGGAAGCAACUGAUGACGAGCAAAGCGCACAUGUGGUAGCGCCUGCGACGGUAGAUGCUCAAGUCGAGACCCAAGCAGAGGCUAUUGCAGCAGUGGAAGCUGAUCAGCCGCUGUCAGCACCUAUCGUAGCGAGUCAGCAGACUGCAGCACCUCCGACAGAUGACGGAGCUUUGACUGAACAAGAUACUGCUGAGCAAGCAGGCAAUGUUCAAGUCACUACAGAACAGCCAGCUCGACCUCUGGACAGCACGGAAGCACCAUCCGCUGAGACGCCAUCCCUAGAGCCUGUCACCAGCGCAGCUCUGCCCUCUCCAAACACAACAAGUCAACCCGAAUCACAAGCUAGCCAAUUCCAGAUCCCAUCAGCUGCUCCAGCUCAACCCGAACAACCUUGCAUCAGCGCAGCCCCCGUCGAGACCGACACGAGCGGAAGAAGAAUGCUUGCAAACGAGCCUCGUCUCGGCUUGCCGCCCAUGUCCAGCAAUGCGCCCGCACCUAGACGCCCCGUGUCCGCUCAGCAGUCAUCCUCGUCAGCAGCUCCCCGUCGCAUCUCAGGCCAUCGAAAGACUAACUCGGACCCACGACCCACAGAUGUCCAAGCUGCUUCAGCAAGCAGCAAUCGCGCAUCGCUUAGCGGCCUGAUUGGUCGUCGUCUGCAUGGAGGACAAGCCGUUCGAGGACAUGACAGCGAUUCGCAUCUUCCCCUCAGCCACCGACCUGAAGAUACGCUAUAUGUCAUUUCGGCUCCUCCGCCUGCCGUUCAUGACACAUGGUCAAGCGAAGGCGAGGUAGUUGCUCCAUAUAUGGGCCGCGGCGAAGCUGCAGGCCCUGUCAGGCAAGACGACGCAGUCGGCGACGCUUCGGCAGCUCUAAACGACGAAGAUGACGGCGCCGAAUCUGAUUCCUCCAUCGAGCAGUGGCUUUCUGAAGCCGCUGCAUUCGAUGCAUUGCGCAAGAGGGAGGAAGAAGCAGCGGCAAGACUUGAAGCUUUGCGUGAGCCACCAUUCUCCGACAGUGACGGAGAUGACAACGAUCAAGAUGUGAUGCCAGGGUCCUUCACUCAUGCAUCACCAACGCAUCGCAGACAAGUCAACGCAGCUCGCAAGGUGCCGGAUCCAGUUAAUCUCGCUUUGAUGGACCAAGCUUUGCCCAAAGCACCUCCUCCGUUGGUCCUUGGACGCUCACGCGGCGGUGCUGCUUUCUCCGACUCCUCGUCAGACUCGACAGAUACGGAUGAACUACUAGAUCACUACUCGUCGAGCGAUGAAGAUGAUGAGCAGCACCGAGCUUUCCGCGGAGCAUCGGCUCGCGAUACUUUUGGAGGAGGACAAAGUCCAGCGAAUGACCCUUUCGUCAACUUUCACAAGCCGGUCCAUGCUCAGAACACCUCUUCAGCGCCGAACCUGAGCAUCCUGGACGACGAUGUUACUCAAUCCUCCGUAUCGAGACGGAGCUUGGCACCGGUGCCUCGGCCGAAGAGCGGAAGCACUCGUAUCGUCGAAGCUCAGAGCUCGGGUUCAGAUGCUCCUACUCGAAGCUUAAGCUUGAAAGCAAAGGGGAAGCUGCCCGAGAGGGAUCCAGCACCGACCGCACAACAGCAACCUGACACACGCGCAGGAGACUUUGAGGAAGACACAUCUAGCAGCCGUGAUCUCUCCGAUGCAGACGACAUCACAGCUUCUUUCGCUCGAUUGACCGCGAGUCUUCCAACGUCCGCUCCGCUCGGCAACGGCAAUGACGUGACUCACCGCCACCAUGCGGUCUCGCUCACAAAAACAGGUCCGCCUCUCCUCGCCAGUAUGGUCCCUCCCUCAAUGAGCGGGAGAAGAGCUUCGCUUGACCCGCUCUUGCAGCCGUUGGGCUACGGACGAACUGACGUCGGCAACCGCCUCAAAGGUCUGUUCGGUCAGUCGCUUAUUGAUGGACCCUCGAGCCAAAUGCCGGCAAGCUUAUCGGCUCAUGCUGCUGCUGCGGCUGCGACACAGGCUCUGCCGUCGGAUGCCUUGGAAGGCCGACGCCCGCUCAGCGGCCAUCGUCGCUUGUCGAGUCGUAGUGAGAGAGAGACAGAAGCCCCAGCGGCGAACACCGUGCGACGCACUUCUGACGCUGUCAAGGCAGAGCUGUCGACCUCUCAGGAUGCUCCGUCACGACGUGACGACAACGUUUCGAUGGCCUCUUCCAGAGCAUCGACUCUGCGCCGAAAGUCAAGUGCCGAAAGCAAAGCUGCUGCUGCUCCAUCCGCGAGCUCCGACGUGGCCAGAGCGUCAUCGUCGUCGUCAUCCAUGCCACCAGAGCAAAAAGCACAUGAUGAAGCUCUAGCACAAAUCGCACAGCUUAAUGCUACCUCACAGAGGCAAAACUAUCUCGCCGCUCUUGAACGGCUUCUUGCCAAGACCGGUCGACCUACGUCCAUGCUUCCACCCAGCGCCAUGUCUCGUGCUGAGCUCGGCGGCCGUCUUCAGCAGCCCACCGAUGUUGCCUCAUCCGCUUCUCAAGUCGGCAACAACACUGCUUCGGUCACGAACGAGCGUCCACCUCCUCCAACAAACCGCCUCUCUCGCUCAGGAGCAAUCAUUCGCAAUUGUCCAGAAGUGCCAUGCCGUGGCCCACUGCCCUCUCCUCCAUCCGCACUGUCAAGGGCAGCAUCGACUACUAGACCAGUAUCCUUUGUGAACCCGCGCUCAUCUGCUGCUCCGUUGCCACGUGGUCGUCUACCAGCCAUCACGGAUGCUACUCGACACUUCCCGCCUUCAGCAUCUGCAGGUCCAGGUGUAGCACCUUCUUGGUUGAGCUACAUCCCCUCGGAGGAGAGGGAAAGGCUACCUGCGCCGUUGGAGCCGCAACGCCUUGGUGCACGGGCGCCUGGGAGCAGGGUUUCUGCUAUGAUUUCUCGGUUCGAGGCGCCAAGUCACGAGUCACAAACCCCGGGAUCCACCACGAAGCAGACAGCGCCAGAGUUCGGAAGGAUGCCAGCGUCAGAGUCCAACCAGAGCAAUACUUCGAAUGCAGGUGAGGGCGAAGGGAUGGGCCAGGCUGAGCCGACUGUAUUUCGACGUUUCUCGCGUACCCAAAGUAGCGGAAGCGCUGACGGGAGUAUAGGAGUCAGUGGCAUACAGCGAAGACCGCCGCCUCCACCACCCACCCUACCGUCCAGGCGAACCUACACCAAUCCUUUCCGUCGAUCUGAGAACAGCGAUGACUCUCAUGUACCCUCGUCUUCAUCGAUAGAAGCCUUGGCGCGACAGAUCGAAGAAGCAGCUUCCGGAUGGACGUCCGAGUCUCUGCAUCGGCCUUCAUCUCAGGUCUCAAGCAAUGCUCGAGCUUCUCUCCUUGCACCGCCUACCACUGCACCGUCUGCUGUACAAGGCGGACCGCUACCCCGUUCACCACGCACACAAGCAAUGGAUAGCCUCACUCGACGCGAGCACGAUCUUUCUGAAACCACACCGCCUAUGCGACCACCGAAAUCCCCGCUCAUCACACCAGAACAGAUUUUUGCCAGUGGGAGCAGGAACGGGCUCGGAGCGAGCAUUGCUGCUGCUCAGGCUGCUGCGUUUGCACGACGGGAUGGGAGAUAUUCGAAUUCAAGUAGCUUUGAUGCUCAGGUAGCGAGAAGGAACAAUGGAGCGGAGGAAGGUGAUUUGCCGAGAUCGAAUAGUGGUGCGGUGCGCGCACAGCCGGGAGCGAGACCACUGCCGGCAUUACCGAACUUUGUGCGUGGGUUGGGGAUUAGUGGCGACGAAGCGAGGAAUGGAGGCGGCGGAAGUGACGGUGGGGAAAGAGCGAUGGCUCCUCCUCCAUUGCCGACGCGGCCUAGAGAUCGGGUUUGGGAAGAGGUUGGUAGUGGAUCAGGAUCAGUAUCAGGGGCGAGUGGGUCAGGAGUGAGGAGGAUGCUGCCUAGUAUACCCACUGCGAGAUCUGUCUCUGGUUCUGGUGGCACAGGGCAAAAUGGUCGGCGUGUGCCGGUGUCAACAGCGGGCAUAUCUUUGAGUCAAGCCGUGUCAUCUUCACCUACCGUUGAAGGAACCAGUGCAAUCGUAUCAACAUCCAGCACCUCCACCACCAACGCUCCCCCUGCAGCCGCUGUCGAAGACACCACUUCUCCCACCACCAUCACCACUGCUGCUUCUCCGCCGGCAGCCGAAGGCGAACCAUGGAGCAGCACCAACACCCGCCCCACUGCUCAUCGAGAUGGCUCCUUAGGCUUAACAGACUUUGACCUACUGGUCGCCUCACUCGAUCAUCCCUCCUCUGGCGGACGCAGCUACGACCGACUGUGUGCAAUCUCAGACUUCCUCGGACCAGCGAAACGGACGUCUUUAUCUGCCUCGCAACUCUCGUCCCUCUCCGUCGGCAUGAUCGAAUGCGAUUCGCGUCGUGUCACAAAGGAGGGGAAAGUCAAACAGAAACUCAGCUGCGUAGGUGUACGAGUGGACAAGUGUCCGAUCUGCAUUGCGCAGUUCAGAGAAGGACAGAGAGCGGUGAUUUUAAACUGUGGACAUAUUAUGCAUGAAGUGUGCGGAAGGGAAUUGUUUAGAAGAACGGAUAGGUGCGGUGUUUGUCGUACAAGUGCUGCCUAG
Molecule: messenger RNA, 5727 nt
Organism: Ustilago hordei
Lineage: Eukaryota; Fungi; Basidiomycota; Ustilaginomycetes; Ustilaginales; Ustilaginaceae
Exons: 1
Coding region: 1-5727 (1908 amino acids)
Source: RefSeq, a predicted model, not a curated record